Messenger RNA from Effrenium voratum, 931 nucleotides. The record is from the annotation of a GenBank genome assembly. NCBI's taxonomy places the organism in Eukaryota, Dinophyceae, Suessiales, Symbiodiniaceae.
GGCCAACGAACUCGGAGCUCUUCUCUUGCGAACUCUGUGAGGCUCGAACCCUAGGCCCUUGCCGUGGAACCAAAUCCACGGCCACCAGGCUGUCUCAGUGCCCAAAGCCCGGGGAAGGUGAGGGAUCUGGGAUCCAAUGGCGAAGCUUUACUUCCGGUAUGGAGCAAUGAGCUCUUCGAAGACCAUGAACUUGCUAGCCAUCGCACACUCCUACGAGAUGCAGUCAAAGAAGGUUUUGGUCAUGAAGCCCAAGCUGGAUGUGCGCUUUGGCUCUGCUUGCGUCCAGAGCCGCGCUGGCCUGGAGCGCGAGGCCGACUUGCUUCUGACCUCCGACACCAAGCUCUCAGCGGACAUGCUCGCUGGCGUGAGCUGCAUUCUCGUGGAUGAGGCGCAAUUCCUGGCACCCCACGUGAUCGAGCAGCUGCGGGACGUGUCCGCGCAGCAAGGGGUGCCGGUCAUGUGCUUCGGCCUGCGCACGGAUUUCCGGUCGCGACUCUUCCCGGGGUCUCAGCGCCUCAUGGAACUUGCGGACUCCAUCGAGGAGGUGAAGACCACCUGUGCUUUUUGCAGCAGGAAGGCCACGAUGAACUUGAGGAGUGUUGAUGGCAAGGGGACGAUGGACGGCCCAACGAUUUGCCUUGGAGCAGAGGAGCUGUACAUGCCCACCUGCUACAGCCACUUCUGCGAGAAGAUCGCGGAGGGCACCGGGAAGCCCGUUGACUUCUCGGAGCCGGAGAUCGUGAAAGCAGAAGGCAAGAUGCUGGAGAGUGGGACACCAGACCGGAGGCUGGUCCUGGCGGAGCCGGAGGACGAGAGGUCGCCCGAGAGGUGAGGCACGCGCGGGGACUUGUUUGGUGGCAUUGCCGGGGCAGCAAUGUCAGAUUUGCGGGAGGCUGCGCAAGGCAUGCCGAGCCUGUGAAUCUCAAGAAGG